This is a messenger RNA of Lactuca saligna, 579 nucleotides long. The record is from the annotation of a GenBank genome assembly. NCBI's taxonomy places the organism in Eukaryota, Viridiplantae, Streptophyta, Magnoliopsida, Asterales, Asteraceae.
AUGAAUGAAUUGAAGUACUUCAUCCAUCUGACUGCAUUCAGAAUAGAAGAGUGUCCAAGUCUGGAGUCAUUUCCAUUUCCUGACCAUGAGUUGCCGAAUCUUUCCUCGUUAACACAUUUGGAAAUAAAAAACUGUACAAGUCUGGAUGCUUCCUUUCCUGGUGGGCUUUGGCCUCCAAAACUGGGUUCUCUUACCAUAGGAGGGUUGAAGAAGCCCAUGUCAGAGUGGGACCCACAGAGUUUUCCAACCUCACUUGGUUACCUACAUCUAUAUGGCGGACCAUAUGAAGAUGUGACUGAUUUUAGUCGGUUGUCCGGUCUUUUUCCUUCAUCUCUUACUUCUCUUCGCAUAGAAAGAUUUGAGAAAUUGGAAUCAGUUUCAACGGGACUCCAACACCUCGCCUCCCUCCAACAUCUCAGCAUUGUCAAGUGCCCAAAGAUGAUGGAUCUACCAGAAAAGUUGUUGCCUUCGCUUUUGAGUUUGAAAAUUAGUGAAUGCCCAAAUCUGAAAAAAAAGACUAGUAUAGGAGGCUCCUAUUGGCCCGUCGUUUCCCUAAUUCCCCUGCAUCUCCGAGGAUGA